Vigna umbellata (rice bean) is the source of this 607-nucleotide messenger RNA. The record is from RefSeq and is a predicted model, not a curated record. Lineage: Eukaryota; Viridiplantae; Streptophyta; Magnoliopsida; Fabales; Fabaceae.
UUUCUUUACACUGAAAUGAUUAUAUGUCUUCAUAUCGAUUCAUUAUGGGAGCUUGAUGCAUUUUGUGCAGGUGUUGUCAAAUCAAAGCGGUCAAUAUGGCGGCUUAAGACAAUCACAGAUUUUUUCUGGGCCAUUAUUAAUAUUAUUGGCGUGUUUUUUACAACAAUGUUCUCGAUGGAAAAAUCAGAUAACUAUAGAAAAGGUGCUGUUGGUAAAAAAUGGGAUGGUGGUUCUCCUGGAGGAGGUCCUGGUGGUGGUGGCGGUGGCGGUGGCGGACCAUAUGGUGGUGGUCCACGAGGCCCUCCUCGUGGGGGUCUUGACAACGUCCGUGGUCUAGAUAGUAUAAGGGGACGUGAUCAUAAUUCACUUCCUGCCUGUGGCUCCUGCUGUGGUUAACUGUUAGAGAUCCAUUUUGUGAAUAUAUGCCAUGCAUUUUACGGUUCGUAUCAGAUGUUGAACUGGUGUGCCAUGUAAGCAUUGAUAAGAGUUUCAAGCUUUAUAUGUGGGCAUAGGCCGAAAUAACAAUAUUGUACUUUAUUGUUGAAUGUUAAUAUUUUCAUAUGACCAAUGACUAGUAACAUAUGUACCACUGCAUAACUUUUCUUCA